Messenger RNA from Neohortaea acidophila, 2028 nucleotides. RefSeq lists its product as uncharacterized. The coding region runs from base 159 to 1910 and encodes 583 amino acids. NCBI's taxonomy places the organism in Eukaryota, Fungi, Ascomycota, Dothideomycetes, Mycosphaerellales, Teratosphaeriaceae. The transcript has a single exon. The record is from RefSeq and is a predicted model, not a curated record.
CGCCAACGUUGCACAACGGCUUGUACGGCUUGUAUCUGAGCUGAGGGUGCACGUAUUGAAUACAUCAUGCCAGCAAGUCGACUGUCCGUUCCGGUCUUCGACCAUCCCCGACCUCCUUCCCUUCUGCAUUGCGCUGCUCCGACUGUUCAUUGCACGAUAUGCCUGCCACUGUCGGCCUUCUCUGGGUGAACAAGACACCCACUUCAACGUCGCUGUCACACUCGGACAAGGAGGAGCGGCUUCGUCUGUUCUCCCAUGCCCAGCGCAGUAGUCGACCGCGCAAGGGCAAGAAAGCAUGCAAAACACCGCUCUGUUGUCAAGUCGCACGAGCUUGCACGUUUUGUUCUCCGCCAUGCUCUCACCCUCCCAAAGUACCGCUUGCUCGCCCAUCGGAUCUCGAGAAAAGACAUUCCGUUGACCGUGUGCUACCCAUGGAUCCUUCUUGGCUCCCCGAGGAGCGGCGCAGCGUCAGCUUCUUCCAGAAAGUGACGAGCCGCAAAAUCCUCACCUGGCAUCGCGACCGCCGAUUUUGGCAGACGAUAGUGCCAUGCUUAGUCGAGCAGCACCCAGCAUUUCGACACCUAGUGACCGCUAUCGCCUCCACGCACGAGCUACUGUCCGACAAGGAUGCCUCGAUCAAGGAUGCCUUCGCUCUGACUCAAUGCAACAAAGCCACGAGGCUCUUGCUGUCCUCGCAAUCCUGGUCGCCAGCGCUGCUCCUGGCGUCAUGCAUCUUGGUGUCUGCAUACAACCUGCUCCGCUGUGAUCUCAAUCGUGCUCAGCUCAGCAUUAUGAGCGGUCUCAAGAUCAAUCCCGCGGGGACAGCGGGUGCCGGCUCGGGGGAACAAGAACAUGCCGAGCAGUUCAAAGACAUUCUCACACGUCUGUGCACUCAGCAUGGGUUCAAGUUGUGGUCUCCGGACGUCAAUUUCCAAUUUGAAAGGACAAAGGCUGCCGGUCCUCUUAUAAUCGAACCCGUUUGGCCCAGCGGCCCCUUCUCCGCCCUCGAACAGGUCGCCGCGGCGCAUCGCACCAUCACGUUCGAAGCCGUGGCCAAUAUCUUGCGCAAUGUCGCUCGAGGCGCUUAUGUGGAUCCCGAUUGUGCCUUGGCCAGGGAAAUCACACGGCAGAUGAUGCUGUUCUCGUUGCACUACAACGACUUCCGUGAUCGAGUGCCCGCCGACGAUACAGAGACGAUACUGGGGCUAAAGCAGAUCCGAUUCGGCUUCUACCACACAUACCUGCUAUGGCACACCAAACUUAUCAGUCCGACUGAGCUCACAUUCGAUUCCUACCCAAACAUCUGUCGAGAAAUGCUGGCUCUGGCAGAAGAAGUCGUCGCAGCCCGCCACGAUGGGCAAUCUCCAGUCUACCUUGACGGGAUUGUGAACGGUGCACUGUUCGGCCUGGGCCGCAGCGCGUUCAGUUCCGAUAUCCAACCCCGAGUCGUGGCUCUCCUUAAAAGCCAGGCGCCCUACGAGUUCGGAUCCAUAAACUGGGUCCGCGGGACCGUAGUAGAAUUAAUCACAGAGACGGGUAAUCGACGCACAGACAUCGACUGCGCCGGUCCGGACCCUAUGCCACGACAGCACUUCGUUUUGGCAGGCUUGUCCUGCGGAGACGACAAGAUCAUCCGAGUGGAGUACACUCUCCCCGGCUUAGACGCCACAACUCACGCUUGCGAGUUCCCAGUGGACUGGACGCCGUGCUUGGGGCACGAUGUCACCGCCAGUCAAAUUGACGAGCAUUUGCAAGGCAUCGUGUCGGCGUACCGGAUGUACGGCAAGCCGCAUCCGUCACGUUGCGUGGAUGGCUGCGUGCGCGAGAUGCUAUUCGAAGGAGAGACGGUGCCGGUCCAUUGGGAAAGAGCCAGCCCAGCACUACCGGAGGAGGAAGAGGAGGAGCCGUGACUGCUCAUAGGAAACAGCAUCAAUGAAUAUCUGCAUGAAUUGAUUGGUGUUAUCUGCACUGUGGAGAGACGGACCUUUCAUGUGGGACAAGGUCAACGGGAAAGUCCAAGCCUCGAUG